Arachis stenosperma is the source of this 1290-nucleotide messenger RNA. Its product is annotated as gamma-soluble NSF attachment protein-like. Gene Ontology annotation, cellular component: vacuolar membrane; SNARE complex. Gene Ontology annotation, molecular function: soluble NSF attachment protein activity; syntaxin binding. Gene Ontology annotation, biological process: intracellular protein transport. Bases 232 to 1122 code for a protein of 296 amino acids. Lineage: Eukaryota; Viridiplantae; Streptophyta; Magnoliopsida; Fabales; Fabaceae. The transcript is spliced from 9 exons. The record is from RefSeq and is a predicted model, not a curated record.
UGUUUCUAGAAUUGGGUUGUCUAAUCUAACGAAAAAAAAAAAAAAGAGACCAAUAACGAGACUUAGGGAGUUGGAAAAGCAGCAGCAAGAACGGUGGUCACUGGUCAGCAAGACGAGUAGAGUGUCGUUUGAUGGUUGGGAAGCUGAACGCAGCACUUGAAUCGGAGGAGAAAAGACUCAAAGAAGACGCAACUCAAUCAUCCAAUCUAAGUACUUCAAUCAAACCAAACCAUGUCCACCUCUGAUCCCAACAAGUUGAUAACCAAAGCUGAUAAGCUAACAAAACUCAGUUUCACAAGGUGGACUGCGGAUUGGAAAAGUGCUACAGUUCUUUAUGAGCAGGCUGCUAAUGCAUUUAGACUUGCCAAGGACUAUGAGAAAGCCAAAACAGCAUAUGAGAAAGCUUCAAAAGGACAAGAGAUGCUUUCUUCACCAUGGGAUGCCGCUAAGCACAUGGAGUCUGCUGCUGCGUUAGCAAAGGAACUAAGCAACUGGAGAGAAGUUGCCGAUUUCUAUCGUAGGGCAUCUGAAUUGUACAUCGAGUGUGGGAGACCACAGCCUGCAUCCGACGCCCUUGCCAAGGGAGCCCGUGCAUUGGAAGAUACCGUGCCUGAAGAAGCUAUUCAGCUAUAUACAGAUGCUUGUACAGUUCUUGAAGAGGAUGAAAGAGAACAAAUGGCUUUUGAUUUGUAUCGUGCUGCAACCAAUGUUUAUAUAAAACUUGAGAAAUAUACAGACGCUGCAUCUCUCAUGUUGAAAUUGGGCUUGGCAGCUGAGAAGUCUAAUGCUAUCAAUAGCCAAUUCAAGGCGUAUCUUAGUGCGGUUAUUAUCUACCUUUAUGCUCAUGACUUUAAGCAAGCAGAGAAGUGCUACAAUGACAUUUCCCAGGUUGAUGCUUUCCUCAGCAGCGACCAGAACCGUUGUGCUAGCAAGCUUCUUGCUGCUUACACAGAUGGAGAUGUUGAAGAAAUCAAACGUGUUGCUCAGUCGAGCACUAUUUCACAUCUUGACCAUGUGAUCAUUAAGCUUGCAAGGAAACUCCCAACAGGCGAUGUGAGCGCACUAAAGGGCGAAACUGCUGAAGGGGAAGAAGCACCACUUGAUGAAAAUGAUCUGACAUAAACAUCUAAUAGACUAAUAGCUUUUUAAAAUAAAUAAAUAUUAUUAUUAUAACCUAUGUCCAUUUGUAGAAGAGAUGAAGAUCUCCAUUUAUUUGUUCUUUUGUUUGAUAAAUACAUCAUAUUGUGUACCGGUACAUGUGGAAUGCAGGUAUAUUCAUUUGGCUGAGUA